AUGGACCCUUCCAUGGCCUAUAACUUCUAUAGAUCUGACACCAACAACCAGGGCACGCCCUACGACUAUGGCUCCAUCACCCAGCACAGGCUCAGUCCCCUGGGACAUCAAGAGAAUCAACCUGCUCGACAGCUGCACUGCCUAUCCAGGUCCAAGAGCAUGGUGAUGGGCGAGGUGUCACGGGGCCCAUGUCGCCCGGGCUCUCCAGGCCUCCAGGAGGGGGCGCUCAAGGCCGGCUGGCUCAAGAAGCAGCGCAGCAUCAUGAAGAACUGGCAGCUGAGAUGGUUUGUGCUACGGUCUGAUCAUCUCUACUUCUUUAAGGAUGAGGAGGAGACCAAACCACAAGGCUUCAUACCUCUCCAAGGCUGCCAGGUGAAUGAACUGAAUGCCAAUCCAGACGAAGCAGGCAGACACCUUUUUGAGAUAGUACCAGGUGGAAGUGGAGAGAAGGACCGGGCGCCCAUCAGCCAUGAAUCCUUCCUGCUUAUGGCCAACUCUCAGAAUGACAUGGACGACUGGGUCAAGGCCAUCCGCAGGGUCAUCUGGGCUCCUUUUGGAGGAGGGAUCUUUGGCCAACGUCUGGAGGACACAGUGCAGUAUGAGAAGAAGUUCGGGCCCCGGCUCGCUCCUCUUCUGGUGGAGCAGUGUGUGGACUUCAUCAGGGAGAGGGGUCUGGAUGAGGAGGGGCUGUUCAGGAUGCCAGGACAGGCCAAUCUGGUCAAAGAUCUGCAGGAAGCCUUCGACUGCGGAGACAAGCCACUGUUUGACUGUAACACAGAUGUCCACACGGUGGCGUCCUUGCUAAAGCUGUAUCUCCGUGAGCUGCCAGAACCGGUCAUUCCAUUCUCCAAAUAUGAAGACUUCCUCACGUGUGCACAGCUGUUGGCCAAAGAUGAGGAGGAGGGUGUCCAGGAGCUCGGGAAACAAGUCAGUAAUCUACCUCUACCCAACUUUAAUCUGCUCAAGUACAUAUGCAAGUUCCUUGAUGAGGUGCAGUCCCACUGUAACGAGAACAAGAUGAGUGUCCAGAACCUCGCCACAGUAUUUGGACCAAACAUCCUUCGACCCAAGAUGGAGGACCCGGUCACCAUCAUGGAAGGCACAUCUCUGGUCCAGCACCUGAUGACCGUCCUGAUCCGGGAGCACAAGCGCCUGUACUCAGGGAGAGAUCAGGAGUCCCUCACCGUUCCCCCGACCACCACAGACCUCCCCCCUCACCAGCUCCACCAUCGCAGCUUAGGAGCCUGGAUAUCCGAAGAGGACCUCCACAACUGCCCCGUGUCCAACCUGCCCGACCAGGACUGCCAGAGCGACGCCUCCUCUCUGGACGCCAAGCUAUGCGCCGCCGUAACCCCCGUACAGACCCCCAACCCGGGCCCCAAAGUCAGUAAGGGGGAGACGGUGAUCAGUCCAAGCAAGCAAGCCAAAACCAUGCCAUCUUGGAAGUAUUCGUUCAAAAGUUCUUCAGCUCCUCGCGCGCAACCUCAGCCUAAAUCAGGAUCUGUGGCGGAUGCUAGCAGCGUAUCUUCUGGAGGAGGAGGUGGAGGUAGCAGUGGGAACUGGCUCAUGAACGGACUGUCUUCUCUGAGAGGUCACCGGAGAACUUCUUCUGGAGAACGUUCAACGCGUGAUCGGGAUUCUACGGGUUCUUCGCAAAGACUCUCCACUUACGAUAACGUCACGUCCUCUUCGAGUAUGGGCAGCGUUCCGAGCGUCGCGAGCACACCCUGGUCUACCUCAUCGUGUGAAAUUUCCAUGCCGGAUUCAGGAAGCAGCGAUCCGUCGGGAGGAGUGAGCGUCGGAAUCGUGAGCGGGAACGGAGAGAAAGGGGACUGGAUGGACAGUCAAAGGGACCCGAGCUCGGAGCCAGACAGCUGCGAGGCCAUGGAGUUGUGCAGCAGCAGCGCCCCCUGCAGUGAGAAUGGGAACAUGGCGGGGGCGGUUCCGGUGCCGUCCAUAAUCAUGUCCGAAGAGGGGGAGGAGGUGAACGGGACACUCGGCAGUCUGGUGGAGGGGCUCAAGGAGGAGCUGAGGAAACAGAGGGCCAGCUAUGAGGCACGCAUCCAGAAGUUGGAGGAGUCCAGUGCAGCUCUUUGUUCCCAAAUGGAGCGUUUGGAGCAGGAGAUGGAACAAGAGCGUAAGAAGCAGCGUAUGCUGGAGAUCAAACUGAGGAACUCAGAGCGCGCACGAGAGGACGCCGAGAACCGCAACCGCCUCCUGGAGAAGGAGAUGGAGGACUUCUUCUCCACACUGGGAGACCUGGCCCUGGGUGCGAGGACUAGUGACAUUUAA
Boleophthalmus pectinirostris (great blue-spotted mudskipper) is the source of this 2292-nucleotide messenger RNA. RefSeq names its product rho GTPase-activating protein 22 (gene arhgap22b). Gene Ontology annotation, cellular component: focal adhesion. Gene Ontology annotation, biological process: signal transduction; activation of GTPase activity. The transcript has 10 exons. Bases 1 to 2292 code for a protein of 763 amino acids. The record is from RefSeq and is a predicted model, not a curated record. Gene Ontology annotation, molecular function: GTPase activator activity. NCBI's taxonomy places the organism in Eukaryota, Metazoa, Chordata, Actinopteri, Gobiiformes, Gobiidae.